This is a messenger RNA of Cuscuta epithymum, 554 nucleotides long. Lineage: Eukaryota; Viridiplantae; Streptophyta; Magnoliopsida; Solanales; Convolvulaceae. The record is from the annotation of a GenBank genome assembly.
GUUCAAAGAAGUUUCUUUCUCAAACUUUGGUGGAAAGUGGAUUCGGGAAACAGUAUUUGGGCUACCAUAUUUAAUUCCCUUCGUUUCCUCGUCCGGAAUUAUCAAGGAAAGAUGGUUAUGCACAAACGUCAAAGUUUUUUCAACACCUCCGAUCACGUGGCUGUCAUUGAAACUAUCCUCUCGGCUCUGUGGAUGUGUAGGAGCUGCUCUUAUAAUGUCUCGAACAUUGAGCUAGAAGUCCAAGAAAUAGCCAAUGUCAUUCGCUUUCAUUGUGUCAAGCUGUGGACUUUCAUCUAUAGUAUAACCCGAAUUAGAAAGAUCAUACAAAAGUGCAACACAAAUAUUAAAGUUGUCAGCAAACCUUUGAAUCGGCCGGCGAACUACAUUAGUGAAGGGAAAGACACCAACUCCCCCCAUUUUGUUAGCAUCCUCAAAUAUGAUGCCGUAGGAUACCCAAAUAUUACUUAUGAUUGUACUUUAUCUUGAGGCCAGGUUUUAUGCCCUCCUCCACUACCAUAUGAUUGAAUAAAAGGCAGGUUUUCUGAAGAAAAUAA